This is a messenger RNA of Olea europaea var. sylvestris, 582 nucleotides long. RefSeq lists its product as uncharacterized. Gene Ontology annotation, biological process: response to auxin. Bases 57 to 404 code for a protein of 115 amino acids. Lineage: Eukaryota; Viridiplantae; Streptophyta; Magnoliopsida; Lamiales; Oleaceae. The transcript has a single exon. The record is from RefSeq and is a predicted model, not a curated record.
ACGAACCUCCCCAAAUUCCUCUCAUUUUCUACACCCAAUUUACUUUCCUCCACCAAAUGGCUAAAGGAGGCAAGCUCACCAAACUCAAGUCAGUUCUCAAGAAAAUGCAAUCUUUCAAGCUUGGCCGGCCCAACGGCACCUCCAUAGGCCCAAUCGCCGAUGGCUCAUUUGCCAAGGACCUCCACCGAGUCUAUGUAGGAAAGUCACGGCGGCUCUACUUCAUCACAGCCGAUGUCAUGGAAAAUCAACUUUUCCGGGAGCUCGUGGAGCGGUCAGGCGACGGCGAAGAUUCGAAAACUAUCGGCUGCGAGGUGGUGCUUUUCGAGCACCUUCUUUGGAUGCUGGAAAAUGCUGAUCCUCAGCCUGAGUCCUUGGAUGAGAUGGUGGAGUUCUAUGCAUGCUGAUAAUCUGUGGUUAAAAAUAACUGUCAGUAACUGUCUAGGGGGCUGACUCUGUAUGUUCAUCCCCAUAUCUGGCAUAUAGUCUGUAAAACUUUCACAAUGUUUUCAAUCAAUGUUAUGAUUAGCAGCGUAGAAUACAAAAAUUAAAGAUGCUCGAUUUAGUCAUGUUAUUCAUUCGUAA